Gavialis gangeticus (Gharial) is the source of this 473-nucleotide messenger RNA. RefSeq names its product ATP synthase, H+ transporting, mitochondrial F1 complex, delta subunit (gene ATP5F1D). The annotation marks the transcript as partial. Gene Ontology annotation, biological process: proton motive force-driven ATP synthesis. Gene Ontology annotation, molecular function: proton-transporting ATP synthase activity, rotational mechanism. The transcript is spliced from 4 exons. The record is from RefSeq and is a predicted model, not a curated record. NCBI's taxonomy places the organism in Eukaryota, Metazoa, Chordata, Crocodylia, Gavialidae.
UACAACGGGGCCAACGUGAAGCAAGUGGACGUCCCCACGCUGACUGGCUCCUUCGGCAUCUUGGCUGCCCACGUGCCCACCCUGCAGGUGCUGAGGCCUGGCAUCGUGACGGUCUACGCCGAGGACGGCACUGCCUCCAAGUACUUCGUGAGCAGUGGCUCUGUCACGGUGAAUGCAGACUCCUCCGUGCAGUUGCUGGCAGAAGAGGUGGCCAGUGUGGACAUGCUGGAUCUGGCCGCAGCCAAGUCAAACCUGGAGAAAGCCUUGUCGGAGCUGACGGCAGCAUCAGAUGAAGUGGCGAAAGCAGAAGCCCAGAUCAAAGUGGAAGCCAAUGAGGCGCUUGUCAAAGCCCUGGAGUGAUUGGGGAAUCCCAUUGCUGCAGAGACCUCAGGGAGGCCAACGCAUCCCAGCUUGCAGAUGGCAAAGAGAUGGUGGCAGAGAAAUCCCAUGGAUUCAUUAAAAGACAAACCUCA